Messenger RNA from Xyrauchen texanus (razorback sucker), 636 nucleotides. RefSeq names its product ropporin-1-like protein. The transcript is spliced from 5 exons. The coding region runs from base 1 to 636 and encodes 211 amino acids. Lineage: Eukaryota; Metazoa; Chordata; Actinopteri; Cypriniformes; Catostomidae. The record is from RefSeq and is a predicted model, not a curated record.
AUGGCUCACACGCCAAGGCAAAUGGUCAUCCCUCCGGAACUGCCAGUUAUUCUCAUGCGGUUUACCGAGGAUGCCAUAAGAACCCAGCCGGAGGAUAUUACUGAAUGGGCAGCACUGUACUUCAGAGCUCUGGUCCAGGGAAACCCUCUUCCUGUGAGAGAGGUGCUUCCCAUGACUGAUUCUGUGGACCUCAAACCGGAAAUUCUCGCUGCCAUGCAUGCACAGCUGGGCAUGAUGGACACAGUAAAUAAGCUGGAGGUGGAGAAGGUGUGGCGGAGCUUUGGUCUGGCUGAGGAAGUCCUUGCACACAUCUUUUCUGUCGGCUCUUUUGGUGAAACGCUUGAAUGGAUGAGAUUCUUCGCAAUAAACUGCAGCUACCUAGGAGGGACAUUUAGGAAGGCUAUGGCUCAUGCAUGCUUUAUACUGGGCGGUGACCCGAAAUGCAAGCACUCUGAUGCAUGUUUGCCAUUUGAGAUGUUCCAUGAUCUUUACACCUAUCUGGCAGAGAUGGACCGAGAGGUUUCCCAGGCCCAGGUUGACAUAGCACUUGCGUACCUGGAGGCACAAGCGAAGGCAAAUAAUGGCAUGGUGAAGGUGUCUGAUUUCAUCAACUGUCAUAAAGUGUGUUUGGGAUGA